Cannabis sativa is the source of this 1412-nucleotide messenger RNA. RefSeq names its product transcription initiation factor IIB. Bases 256 to 1194 code for a protein of 312 amino acids. Gene Ontology annotation, cellular component: transcription preinitiation complex; nucleus. Gene Ontology annotation, biological process: transcription preinitiation complex assembly; DNA-templated transcription initiation. NCBI's taxonomy places the organism in Eukaryota, Viridiplantae, Streptophyta, Magnoliopsida, Rosales, Cannabaceae. The transcript has 7 exons. Gene Ontology annotation, molecular function: TBP-class protein binding. The record is from RefSeq and is a predicted model, not a curated record.
UUUCCUACCGAGUCAGAAAAAGAGAGAGAGAGUUUGUCUAUAAAUACCCCUUUCCUUCUCAUACUCUGUUAUUACAUUUACUUUCAUUCUUCUCUCUCUUCUCAAAACCCCAAACCAAAAUCCCCAAAAGAAGAAGAAGAAGAAGAAAGAUUAUUCUUCCCAAUACAAUUUUCUCGACAAAAUUUGUUAUAUUAUUGUUUUCUUUUCUGCCAAACACUCUUGAAAGUUUACUUUUUUGGGGGAAAAGAAAAAAAAAUGUCUGAUGCGUUUUGCUCCGAUUGCAAGCGCCAGACAGAGGUGGUUUUCGACCACUCGGCUGGGGACACCGUUUGUUCAGAGUGUGGACUUGUUCUUGAAUCUCACUCCAUUGAUGAAACCUCUGAGUGGCGUACUUUCGCUAAUGAGUCGGGAGAUAACGACCCUGUACGUGUUGGUGGACCCACGAACCCUCUUCUUGCUGAUGGUGGGUUGUCUACUGUGAUCGCUAAGCCUAACGGCGCUAGCGGUGAGUUCUUGUCUUCUUCUCUUGGUCGGUGGCAGAAUCGUGGGUCUAAUCCGGAUCGGGGUUUGAUCCUUGCGUUUAAGACCAUUGCUACCAUGUCUGAUAGGUUGGGCCUUGUAGCAACCAUCAAGGAUCGAGCUAAUGAGAUUUAUAAGAGAGUCGAGGAUCAAAAAUCCAGCAGGGGAAGAAAUCAGGAUGCAUUGUUGGCGGCUUGCCUAUACAUCGCCUGUCGACAAGAAGACAAACCACGAACUGUAAAGGAAAUUUGCUCUGUUGCCAAUGGAGCAACAAAGAAGGAAAUUGGCCGAGCAAAAGAAUACAUUGUGAAACAGCUGGGAUUGGAGAAGGGUCAGACAGUGGAGAUGGGUACAAUACAUGCUGGGGACUUCAUGAGGCGAUUCUGCUCCAAUCUUGGUAUGAACAAUCAAGCUGUUAAAGCUGCCCAAGAAGCUGUCCAGAAGUCAGAAGAAUUUGAUAUAAGGAGGAGCCCUAUAUCUAUUGCAGCAGCUGUUAUCUACAUCAUAACUCAGCUCUCAGAUGAUAAGAAGCCUCUUAAAGAUAUCUCUGUUGCUACCGGGGUGGCCGAAGGAACAAUCAGAAAUUCGUACAAAGAUCUGUACCCUCAUGUAUCGAAGAUUAUACCGAACUGGUAUGCCAAGGAAGAGGAUCUCAAGAACCUCUGCAGCCCUUGAAUGAUGUAAUAAAUAGCUCAAAGAAGACGCGGGAAAUAUACAGAUGACUCUGAAUAGUUUUUGAGAGUUGAACUGUUUUUGAUUGUAGUGAAACGUUCAACAUACAGUGGCGAAAUAUUUUUAUCUUACUGUUUUUUUUUCAUAGUAAUUUUACAGCUGAAAAUUUUAUUAUCUGCUUAAAACUAGCAACAAUAAUUCAAUAUAUUUCUAUUUUUUUA